Molecule: messenger RNA, 1683 nt
Organism: Corylus avellana
Lineage: Eukaryota; Viridiplantae; Streptophyta; Magnoliopsida; Fagales; Betulaceae
Product: linamarin synthase 2
Molecular function (GO): quercetin 3-O-glucosyltransferase activity; quercetin 7-O-glucosyltransferase activity
Source: RefSeq, a predicted model, not a curated record
GUGGUGGCGAAGGAUAUUUUAUGGGAGCUCAUCAUAUAAAGUGCCCAAUCUAACGGUUUAUAGUGAAGCACUUUUUCUAUAAAUAGUAUAAAUCUAGGUAAGCUAUCAGAAGCCCUCGAAAUUUGAUUCCUUCUCAGAGCAUAAUUUGCUAAAGAUGGGUUCAUCAGAUGAAGCCAGAAAACCCCAUGCAGUAUGUGUACCAUACCCUUCGCAAGGGCAUGUGACCCCCAUGAUGAGAUUAGCAAAGCUCCUACACUCAAGGGGCUUCCACAUAACCUUUGUCAACACCAAGUUCAACCACAUGCGAUUAAUCCGCUCCAAAGGACCCAACUACAUAAAGGGGUUGCCGGACUUCCAGUUUGAAACUAUACCAGACGGGUUGCCUCCGUCCGACCGUGAUGCAACCCAGGAUGUCUCGGCCCUAUGUGAUUCCACAAGAAAGAAUUGUUUGGCCCCGUUUAAAGAGCUUGUGCUUAGGCUCAACUCCUCAUAUGAAGUGCCUCCAAUCACUUGCAUAGUUUCAGAUGGGGUUACAGGAUUUGGAAGAGAAGUUGGGAAAGAAUUAGGCAUCCCGGAAGUUCAAUUUUGGACUGCUUCUGCUUGUGGCUUCAUGGGAUAUCUUAACUUCACUGAACUCAUCAAAAGAGGCAUUAUUCCCUUCAAAGAUGAAAGCUUCAAAGAUGAUGGCACACUUGACACACCAAUCGACUGGAUCCCAGGCAUGAAAAACAUUCGGCUCAAGGACUUGCCUAGCUUCAUUAGAACCACCGAUACUAAUGAAACAAUGUUUGACUUUAUGGGAUCAGAAGCACGAAAUUGCUUGAAUUCUUCUGCGAUCAUCUUCAACACUUUUGAUGAGUUUGAAUAUGAUGUAUUAGAAGCAAUUUCAGCCAUGUUCCCUCGCAUUUACAAUAUAGGUCCCCUUUCCUUACUAGAACGACAUGUGCCUAAUAGCCAACUCAAGUCCUUAAGUUCAAGCUUAUGGAAAGAAGACUCUGAAUGUCUCCAAUGGCUUGAUAAAUGGGAACUCAAAUCUGUUGUGUACGUAAACUAUGGAAGUGUGACCAUGAUGACCGAAAAGCAUUUCGAAGAGUUUGCAUGGGGGCUUGCAAAUAGCAAGCACCCUUUUUUGUGGAUUGUUAGGUCCGAUGUGGUAAUGGGAGAUUCGGCAGUUCUACCUGAAGAUUUUGUGAAAGAGACUAAGGAUAGGGGAUUGUUAGUGAGUUGGUGCCCACAAGAACAAGUGUUAGCACACCCAUCAAUAGGGGUUUUCUUAACACAUUGUGGGUGGAAUUCUACAUUGGAAAGCAUAUGUUUUGGUGUGCCUAUUAUUUGCUGGCCAUUUUUUGCUGACCAACAAACAAAUCGUUGGUACGCUUGUACCACUUGGGGAAUUGGCAUGGAGGUCAAUCAUGAUGUAAAACGUGAUGAGAUUAAAGAACUUGUUGAAGAAGUAAUGGAAAGGAAUAAAGGGAAGGUGAUGAGGCAAAAUGCACUAGAAUGGAAGAAGAAAGCAGUAGAAGCUACUGAUAUUGAAGGUUCAUCUUACAAUAAUUUUGAAAGGUUAAUUAAGGAGGCUCUCCAUGAUCCAUAAGGCAUUAAGCAUAUCUUCCGUGGUCUUAUAUCUAUGUCAUAUUCUAUCUUCCACAAUUAUUAAUUAGUUAUUAUUUUUCUGAGAUUUAA